UCUUCAUUACGCACAUCCACAUGUCCCUUUAAUAUUUUUCUCUGCAAUGGAAACUGCUCAUCCACCAUCAUCAGUCUCCACUCUUUGAUCUUGGGCAGGCUGCACGCAUGCGCCCCUCAUUGGCUCCUCUGCACUGUCUGGAGUAAGUUGGAUGCGCGCUCUCCUCACUCGCAUCCCUACACCACCUCAAAAGCUGUUGCGAUGGGGAGGAUCAGGAAAAACCACUUUGGGAUUUUGACUUUUUCCUUACUUGUGACUUUUGUCUGGGCUCAAAGCGUCAAGGAUCUCAAAGAUCCCAGCAAUAUGCCUCUGGUAAAAGAGACCGUGGACAGACUGAUGAAAGGAUACGACAUUCGGUUGAGGCCAGAUUUCGGAGGUGCGCCGGUGGCUGUGGGGAUGAAUAUUGACAUUGCCAGCAUAGACAUGGUCUCUGAAGUCAAUAUGGACUACACCUUGACAAUGUACUUUCAACAAGCGUGGCGGGACAAGCGUCUUUCCUACUCUGAGAUCGCCUACAACCUGACCCUGGAUAACAGAGUGGCUGAUCAACUGUGGGUCCCUGACACCUACUUCCUCAAUGACAAGAAGUCCUUCGUCCAUGGCGUCACAGUGAAGAACAGAAUGAUCCGUCUCCACCCUGACGGCACAGUGCUUUAUGGACUCAGAAUCACCACCACUGCAGCGUGCAUGAUGGACCUGCGUCGCUACCCUCUGGAUGAGCAGAACUGCACCCUGGAGAUCGAAAGCUAUGGCUACACCACUGAUGAUAUUGAGUUUUACUGGCGAGGCGGCGAUGGAGCCGUGUCCGGAGUUGACAGAAUAGAACUGCCACAGUUUUCUAUUGUCGACUACAAACUCAUCUCCAAGAAUGUGGUCUUCUCCACAGGUUCAUAUCCCCGCCUGUCCCUCAGCUUCAAACUGAAGAGGAACAUUGGUUACUUCAUCCUGCAGACAUACAUGCCUUCCAUCCUGAUUACCAUACUCUCCUGGGUCUCCUUCUGGAUCAACUACGAUGCCUCAGCUGCCAGAGUGGCCCUGGGGAUCACUACGGUGCUGACCAUGACCACCAUCAACACCCACUUGCGAGAGACACUCCCUAAGAUUCCCUAUGUCAAGGCUAUUGACAUGUACCUGAUGGGCUGCUUUGUGUUUGUCUUCCUGGCCCUGCUGGAGUAUGCCUUCGUCAACUACAUCUUCUUUGGUCAGGGCCCGCAGCGUCAGAAGAAGGCGGCUGAGAAAGCAGCCACAGCUAAUAACGAGAAGCUGAGACCCGACCCCAACAAGUGGCUGGUGGGAAAUGUAGUUCAGAGAGAUGAUGCUCUGUAUGCCAGAAUGAAACAGAGGGAAAUUGACGCAUAUGACUCGAUGUGGGAUCCCAUCUUUGUGGACGAUGCCGCAUUAGGACUAGGCGAGCAAAGAAAUAAGAUGACUCCCGACGACAACAUCCUGUUCAGCACCUUGGAAAUGAAGAAUGAGAUGGGUGGUGCCGGGGAUCUGUCCCGGGGCCUGGGAGCACCCGGAGAUCCCCGCAACACCAUGCUGGCCUACGAUAGCUCGACGCUGCAGUACCGCAGGGCAGCCAUGGCCCGCCAGAACUAUGGCCACAGCGCCUUGGAGCGCCACGCCCAGAAGAAGUCUCGCCUACGGAGACGGGCCUCCCAGCUCAAGGUGAACAUCCCAGACCUGUCCGACGUGAACUCUAUUGAUAAGUGGUCCAGGAUGAUCUUCCCCACCGUCUUCUCCUUCUUCAACGUGGUCUACUGGCUCUACUACGUCCAUUAAACCCAGCAGCGUCUGGCGGCCAUCUUAUGGCAGCCAUGCAAAGAAGGGGGGGAGGGGAUGGGGGGCAGGGAGGGCGGGCGGGGAGACAGGGUUUACGGGGGACACGAGAGAGCUCGAGAAAGAGAGGCGAGAGUCGAUGUGAGUGAGAGAAUGCGAGAUGAACAGUGCACCAACAUUUUUAUCUGGUUCAUUUUAGAGAAGGAGAAUGAAAAGACUUUUGGACGGACUGCGGCAGCACCCGACACUUCAGUCAGCAGUGACUCUUUUAGGAUUUUGGAAACACCUUAAAAAUGACUGACAAACACUCGAAAAAAGAAGAGCAAGUUUUAAAAAGACAGAAAUGGUGCCUGUUCUAGAAUUUCAAUAUAUCACUAAUAUUUGUCAUUCGUAGCUUACUCUCUGUGGAUCAAAUAUUUAUGCUUGUGUUUGCAUAUACUUUAAGGAUUUGUUUUGUUAAGUAUCUAUUUACUUCGUAGCUGAGCUGUCUGCAUCCAGGAAAGCUUUAUAAAUGAUUUUAAAGGAGUCAUCCUUGAUAGUCUAUUUUCCUAUAAUUACUGUAUAUCAAAAACAUCCUUUAACAGCAUGCUUAUGUUUGAUUUCAUUUGCAUCUCAGUCAUAAUGAUGAUGAAGCGCAAAAGCAUUCUCAUUUUUACUAGUUAUGGGUUGUUCUGUCAGUUACUACGUCGCAGCUUUGGCUUAGCACAGCUCAUCUGGGUGGAUGGUGUGUGAGCGUCUGUGGAUGACAACACGUGGACAGCAGGGGGCGCUCUUUUCUCUGGACCUCCCUGUGGGACUCUAACGGUGCCAACGCUGAACAGAAGACACUUUCCUUGGUUGUUUAAGGUCCCAUAUUUAUUUGGUGAAAGAGUGGCAUUGUUGGACACUGACACUUUGGUAAAAUUUCUAUUUUUAUUUAUGUAUUUAUUUAUUUAUUUAUGUAUUGGUGUGCUGACAGAAUCAAGUCCAUUGUUUGUUUAUUUAAUUAUUUUGUAUUUAUUUUGAAGGGAACGUUUGACUCCUCUGUACUUUCUGUCAUUGUGUGAGGAGCUUCCGAGAAGAAGAAUGGCUUUAAAAGACUUAAGCUGGUGUAAGAACUUUGCUGAUAGAUAAGCUGAGUUUCAUUGCAACCAGAGUUGCUGCAUAAAUAUGGCAAUCCACAAUCAUCACUAUCAGUAGAGGUGAAUGAUAGACGUAUGAUGCGUUUCCAUUGUGACUAGGUUUCUGUUUUGAAAAACUGUAGAUAAAGAUAAAUCAUGUUUAAAGAAAAAGAGAUGAUUCAUUUUUAUAGACCAAUACUCACAUUAUUGUGUAAAUAUUAUGAAUUUAUUCUAUUUAAAUGGCUCUCUGUUGUUGUUUUUGCAGUUGAAUUGCAGAUCAAAUGCUCCAUCCAAUCAAGUUAAAAAAAAAAAGAAAAUAGAAAUUUCACUGAGGAAAAAAAAAAAGAAAGCAUUUCAAUUCACAACUUUGCUGACUCUGUACUUUUGGGACUUUUCUCUCUUUUCUUUCUUUUUAAUGGACUUUAAAAAGCAUAUAGUUGCUGAUACUAAAGCACUUCCAGACACCAGUGACUCUUGGGUCAUUGUGUUGUUCUCCAGAAACAACAACAUAACAAGGACCCCACUAUCCAGGCAUUGAAGUCAGGCAUAUUUUGUACAAAGUUUCUGUAAAUUCCAAUUGUAAUAUUUCAUAAUGACUGUAAAUAUCUUGUGUAAUGAUUGUCAGCAAUUAUGAAGAUGUAUCUAAAUUCAAUUAAAUUCAGUCUAUCACUUAAAUAACAGA
Solea senegalensis (Senegalese sole) is the source of this 3561-nucleotide messenger RNA. It is a transcript of the gene gabrb2a, whose product is annotated as gamma-aminobutyric acid type A receptor subunit beta2a. Bases 202 to 1782 code for a protein of 526 amino acids. Gene Ontology annotation, biological process: regulation of membrane potential; nervous system process; signal transduction. Lineage: Eukaryota; Metazoa; Chordata; Actinopteri; Pleuronectiformes; Soleidae. The transcript is spliced from 10 exons. Gene Ontology annotation, cellular component: synapse; GABA-A receptor complex; neuron projection. Gene Ontology annotation, molecular function: extracellular ligand-gated monoatomic ion channel activity; GABA-A receptor activity; neurotransmitter receptor activity. The record is from RefSeq and is a predicted model, not a curated record.